AUGUCCAGGUCGUACGAUCGCGCUCUUACUGUCUUUUCACCCGAUGGCCAUCUAUUCCAGGUCGAAUAUGCUGCUGAGGCUGUGAGAAAAGGCACUUGUGCUGUAGGUGUCCGAGGAAAAGACGUGGUAAUUUUGGGUGUGGAGAAGAAGUCGGUGCUACAGUUGCAAGAUUCGAGAACAGUGAGAAAGGUUGUGAUGUUGGAUGAUCAUGUCUGUUUGGCGUUUGCUGGUCUUACGGCGGAUGGCCGAGUCCUGAUUGACAAAGCUCGGAUAGAGUGUCAAAGCCACCGUCUUACGGUCGAGGAUCCCGUCACUGUUGAAUACAUCACAAGACAUAUUGCUGGUAUCCAGCAGAAAUACACCCAAUCUGGAGGUGUCAGGCCGUUCGGCAUUUCAACAUUGAUCGUCGGAUUCGACCCCCAUGAUAGCAGACCUCGUCUUUACCAGACUGAGCCAAGUGGAAUCUAUAGCGCUUGGAAGGCUAAUGCCAUUGGUAGAUCGUCGAAGACUGUCCGUGAAUUUCUAGAGAAGAAUCACAAGGACGACUUGUCUCGAGAGGAAGCCAUCAAGCUCACCGUCAAGAGCUUGCUCGAAGUCGUACAAACGGGUGCGAAGAACAUUGAAAUCAGUGUGAUGGAAAGCUACGGAAAGGUCACGAACCUGGACUUGUCACAAAUUCAGGCCAUUGUUUCUGAGAUUGAAAGAGAGAAGGAGGCUGAGGCGGAAAGAAAACGAUCCAGACUUGCAGCCACAGCUGCGGGUCAGGCAGCUAUGGAAUCACUAGCUACGGAGUCAUCAAGGUAG
Molecule: messenger RNA, 804 nt
Organism: Guyanagaster necrorhizus
Lineage: Eukaryota; Fungi; Basidiomycota; Agaricomycetes; Agaricales; Physalacriaceae
Product: 20S proteasome subunit
Exons: 9
Coding region: 1-804 (267 amino acids)
Biological process (GO): ubiquitin-dependent protein catabolic process
Cellular component (GO): proteasome core complex; proteasome core complex, alpha-subunit complex
Source: RefSeq, a predicted model, not a curated record